AGAACCCAAAAAACAGAGGAGGAGCUGCAAGCUUCCAACACCGCUGCCGCCGCCUUCCCUCGGUGCUGGAUCGAUCGAUCGAUCGCGACGAUGGUUCGGCCGCGCGGCACGACGAGCACGGGGCGGCACCGCAUCGAGAUGAGCCUCAGGCCGGACAAGAACAGCCGGCAGGUCACCUUCUCCAAGCGCCGCGCCGGCCUCUUCAAGAAGUGCUCCGAGCUCUCCAUCCUCUGCGGCGCCCGCGUCGCCGUCGUCGUCUUCUCCGAGGCAGGCAACGUCUUCGCCCUCGGCAGCCCCUCCAUGGAGGCCGUCCUGCACCUCCACGACGGCGCCCCUGUUCCUGCCGCUGACGUCGACGACCGUGAGGUGCUGGAGGAGAUGUUUCGGGCCAGGGAGGCGACCGCGGAGCAGGUCGCGCGGAUGAAUUCCAUCGGGGACAAGGUGGUCAAGGCCCAGAGGGGGAGGCGGUACUGGUGGGAGGCCGACGUGGAGGCGCUCGGGGAGGCCGAGCUGCCGGAGUUCGCCAGGGCGCUCGGCCGGCUCAGGGCCAACGUGCGCCGCCACGCCGACAGGCUCCUCCCCGCCAGGUUCUUUGCUACCUACCCUGCAAAUGAGGAGAUGUUUCGGGCCAGGGAGGCGGCCACGGAGCAGGUGGUGUCUGAGAUCGCGCGGAUGAAUUCCAUCGGGGACACGGUGGUCAAGGCCCAGAGGGGGAGGCGAUACUGGUGGGAGGCGGACGUGGAGGCGCUCGGGGAGGCCGAGCUGCCGGAGUUCGCCCGGGCGCUCGGCCGGCUCAGGGCCAACGUGCGCCGCCACGCCGACAAGCUCCUCCCCUGA
This is a messenger RNA of Hordeum vulgare subsp. vulgare (domesticated barley), 837 nucleotides long. RefSeq names its product agamous-like MADS-box protein AGL61. Gene Ontology annotation, biological process: regulation of transcription by RNA polymerase II. The transcript is spliced from 3 exons. NCBI's taxonomy places the organism in Eukaryota, Viridiplantae, Streptophyta, Magnoliopsida, Poales, Poaceae. The record is from RefSeq and is a predicted model, not a curated record. The coding region runs from base 91 to 837 and encodes 248 amino acids. Gene Ontology annotation, molecular function: protein dimerization activity; DNA-binding transcription factor activity, RNA polymerase II-specific; RNA polymerase II cis-regulatory region sequence-specific DNA binding.